Messenger RNA from Engraulis encrasicolus (European anchovy), 2467 nucleotides. Its product is annotated as zinc finger CCCH domain-containing protein 6-like. NCBI's taxonomy places the organism in Eukaryota, Metazoa, Chordata, Actinopteri, Clupeiformes, Engraulidae. The record is from RefSeq and is a predicted model, not a curated record. Bases 317 to 2467 code for a protein of 716 amino acids. Gene Ontology annotation, cellular component: nucleus. Gene Ontology annotation, molecular function: metal ion binding; RNA binding. Gene Ontology annotation, biological process: negative regulation of DNA-templated transcription. The transcript is spliced from 11 exons.
GGUGGCAGUAAAGCGCACAACGCUUGCCGUGCAUCACAUCACACGAAGUUGCGAGUGUCAUGGCGGCGCUCUGGCGGGCAUGCGACCGAGAUUGACAACAACAAAUGACUACAACUCUGAAAUUACGUCUAAAAUGAUCAUGAACAUUGUGACAAGAAGGACACAAUCUUAGCAGUUAUUUUUUGGAAAUGUUUGACAAUUUUGUGUAUUCACUAUGUAGAACUGUGGCUAGGGGGAAAUUAUUCGUUGUGACUUGUGAAUCGUCGUAGGUAGCCUAGGCUACUGUACUGUGCGAUCUGGCUGACAUCGAGAAGAAAUGGCAUUAGCAAACUUAUUUUCUAGCCCACCGGGUGAAGUGGAUUUUGAUAAAAUUGUGACGAAAACAAGGUCAGAACAGCCCCAUCACAACCGAAAGCCGACUGACUCGACCCCCAAGAACGAAAACUUCAACAAGAAAAGGAACAAAAAGAAAAGGAAACGAGGCCAGCCAACCGACAGUACAUGGACAAGGUGUGAAUUUCAAAACAAGAAAAAGUUCCAUGCUGUUUCACAUGAAUAUGAAGAUCAAACAGUUGAUAAUCAAAAGCUGAGCCAGCAUGGAAAACGCAUCAACACCACUGCUCUGUCAAGUCCGUCUGACAGACUUGGUGUGAAUGCUGAUGGUGGUUGGAAGAAUGAAUCAAAUGGUAAUGGUGAUGGAGGUAACAGAAGACAACAUGACAACAACAACAAGCACAGAAGAAAUCCCAAUGGCCCUAAUAUACAAGACGGUCAGUCGAGGCACGGGGGUAAAAACGUCACGUUUCAGGAGAAGAAACACGUAAACGCAACCAACAAACACCAAAGAAAUGCAUUCCAUCAAGGACCAGGAGCUGGUGGAAAGAAAGGAAGACACCAGCCGCGAAUGCAGAGAAGCCGUCCCAAAUGGGAGGAGAGGAAACCCUUCAUGACCCCAGAGUUCAAAGAGCAGAACUCCAUAGACGUGAACGGACGGCUCAUCUGCAAGCACUUUCUAGCAGACCGAUGCCUGAAGGGCGAAGGGUGCCAGUUUGAACACUCCCGUGACCUUGGCGGUUUCAAGUUCCAUGAAGUGUGCAAAUUCUACAUUCAGGGCUUUUGCAUGCGUGGAGACAGUUGCCUCUACAUGCACAGCGCUUUUCCCUGCAAGUUCUUCCACAGAGGGCGGGGGUGCCAGAAUCAGGACUCCUGCAGGUUCUCCCAUGCUCCCCUGACUGAGCUCACAGAGCGGAUCCUAGACAAGUUUCUUGAGGAGCUAAAGGCAAAACAUCAACCGUUGGAGCCAGAACCGGAGCCUGAGCCUGCAGCGGACCCCUUGGCCAACACAAAAACCUGUGAAGGCUUCCUGGCCAACACAAAAACGUUGAAUUUUUACAGUGCGGCCGAAAACUCUGAACCCGAGCCCGUGCGCCCCUUCAGUUUUGGAGCAAACAGCGCAGAGUUUCAACCCGAGCGUCCCGUCUCUGUCCUCAUCCCCGUCCCCAUCGCCGUCACCAUCUCCCAACAGCCAACACAAUCAGCGGACCACACAGACUCACCAGUGCAGAGUGGAGCUGCAUCGACAUCCGAGUCCCAAAUAUCCCUCGUGGAGCAAGGACCAGCUGAACAGCCAGAACGGCCAACUGCCAGCAACUCCACUGCUCGUCCAUCAUCCUCCUCUUCCCCCUCCUCCUCCUCAUCAGCAUCUAAAGAUGCACAAAACCUCCUCAGAGCAACUGCCAUUGAGAGGCCUCAAUCGCCAAGAACUCCAGAUCCUCCAUCGACUCCAUCAGUCCUGAGAAAUCUUUUCUCCCACCUGAGCCCGUGUCGAUCGGAUUAUGAUAAUGAUGAUGAUGAUGAUGAUGACAACGGCAACAUUGAUGGUGAAGAAGAUGAGAUGACGGUUAAGAUGAAGACGGAGCUGGAGGGAGAUGCAACCAGCAACUCAACUGACCCAGUUCCCCUGGUUGAUGCGACAACAUUCUGCACGGAGGUUCCCAGAGAACACGGCGGGGCGGGGAGCCACAGCAAAGCCUCAACACCAGCAGCCACAGAUCACCAGCUUGGCCUAAUGACAAAUCCGUUGCCAAAGGGCAGAAACUUGGUCCAGGAGCCCCAAAGACAUCAACACCUUGUGGUCCCCCCACCCUCCAAUCCCCCAGUCCCCUGCUCUACCCCCAUCGCAAGCCAUCUCAGAAAGUACAGGCCCCUAGCUGUGGACCUCUCGCCUCUUCCUUCUCUCUCCUUAACAGCCUACCACCAGACCCCUCAGCCUCAUGAUGCCACGCCGGGCCAUCUCACCUCUGUUGCGGACACUCAGGAGGCAGCGCCAGAGCAGUGUGUGGCUCGGUCCCAGGGGGCCGGGAUCAAAAAGACAUUAACGGGGGAGUUACAGGGCCGGCACAGUCUGCCAGUACAGAGCCUGAGCUGGGCAAACUCCUCGAAAUGCAAAGACCAAAAACGGCGCUGA